GUUUGAGUUAAAUCAAAGUUCAGCAUUAAUCUGUCAACAACGGUGUUAGCAACAGUGUUAGAAGAACCGACCAAGUGCAAAAACGACAGCGGGCAAAUCACAGAAAAUGUUUAAAAACACAUUUCAGAGUGGAUUUUUGUCAAUACUAUACAGCAUUGGAAGCAAACCUCUUCAGAUAUGGGAUAAGAAGGUAAUAAAUGGGCACAUCGAGAGAAUCACAGACGAUGACAUUCACUCGCUGGUGUUGGCAGUUGAAGGGACGAACGUCAGCACCACCUACAUAACAUGUCCUGCAGACCCAAAAAAGACAUUGGGCAUCAAACUUCCUUUUCUGGUGAUGAUCAUCAAGAACCUUAAGAAGUAUUUCACCUUUGAAGUGCAGGUGGGGAAGGCUCCUGCUCUCUGUGUCCCGUCUUGUUGUCAUGGUGGCUCGGGCAGACAGCCAGGCCUUGUUUCUGCUGUGUUAGAUGAUAAAAAUAUUCGGCGACGUUUUCGGGUAAGUAACUAUCAGAACACGACGCGGGUGAAUCCUUUCAUCUGCACCAUGCCCAUAAGGCUGGAUGACGGCUGGAGCCAGAUCCAGUUCAACCUGUCCGACUUCACCAGGAGGGCGUAUGGAACUAAUUAUAUUGAGUCGCUGCGUGUACAGAUCCACGCUAACUGUCGAAUAAGGAGGGUGUUCUUCUCAGACAGACUGUACUCCGAGGACGAGCUCCCACCAGAGUUUAAACUCACUCUGCCUGUCCAGAAUCAUAAGGCCAAGCAGCAGUAGAGCAUCUCAACCCGAACCGUUCCCCGUCACCUGAUGUGAAGUUAAGCUGUAAGAUUGUCUGUGUAGAGAAAUGAUGUACGGAAGCAUGUCGCUGCCAACGGCGUUCCAGGAGCGACUUCCGACUUGGUGAAAAGAGACCCGAGGUCCUGUGCCGUGAAUUUCACACACUGCAGCCAAGCAGCGGCCCCCUCUUCUCUGCCGCUGGCAUUCUGUCACUGUGUAAGAUGAUCAAACAAGAAUAUAGACAAUCGCUGAACGAGAGGUCAGCCCCCACCCCCCUCUCUAAAAACUCACCGGACAACAGAGAGCCCUGGGAUUUCACAGGUCAAAGUUCAAUCGGAGUGAAUGUGUCUCACCCCAUCCCACACAGACGUGAAUGGAAAGCAAAUGAGCAAAGCACUACGCGGAUAGUAUCAGAGGUUAAUUACAAUAAAAUGUUUUGAUUACAAGUAAGUUUAAUGUACAACUUUUAGAACCGCUGUUGUUAGCUGCUCGCCCCUCUACUUCCUGAUCCAUCUUGCUUUUGGACCUGACAUGCCGGUUCUCCAAACAGAGCAGAACAAAUCAAAUUGUAAUACAGGAAGAAACGCACCCAUGUGUCAGUUUGUGAAAGUAUUCUCCUACAAUGGAAACUAAACAAAAAGUUUAAAAAGUGUUGCACUUUCACAUUGUCAGCUUCCAAUUACUUGAUCCCUGAUCAUAACUCUAAUGUUUACAUUGUUUAAAAAUGUUGUGGAUUUUUAACCUCAGGCAGUUUACUGCUCACAUUUGAACCAUGACAGGAAAUUCACUGGAAUGGAACUACUUAAAUUUCUAUGUCUGAAUAUAUCAUGGUUGGUACCGUAUUUCCUUCUUUUUUUAACAUUUCUAUCAUGAAUAUUAAUGACAAGAAUAUAUCAACACUAUUUUUAAUACUGUAUUUGUCUUUUCUCCCCUAAUUAAUUUCUUUCUUUCUAAUUUAUCUGUUUAUUUACUUUAAAUGUGUAUCAAUCUGUAUCUAUUAUUUUCAUCCAUCCUCAAACAACCACUGUGCAAACUAAGUCAUUUAUCCGUCCCUCUGUCUCUCUUCACUGCCUUUCUUUGCUACCUCAUCAUUUCUCUACCUACUUUAUUUUCACUCCUGAUCUCUCUGUUUUCCAACCCAUCUUCCCGACUGCCCUACUGUCGCUGCCCUUCACACCUACACACACAAGACAUUUUUGAAUUCUACACAAAAGUCCAUCCUACACUAAAUAUGAUCACACAUAGUCCAUAUUUAAUUUGUCAUUCAUUCAAAUUUGAUGUACCAGUUUUUCUUUUUGUUUGUUUGUCUGCUUGUGUGUUUGCAUCUUAAGUCUCACUGUCAUUGCUAUGGCUCACCCUAUGUGUUUUUCUCAAAAUGUGUAAAUGUGUCUUUUCUCACUUGUGUCUUGCUCUUCUAAAUUAAAUAAAUAAAUAAACAAACAGAUUUCUAUGUGCA
Molecule: messenger RNA, 2231 nt
Organism: Scophthalmus maximus (turbot)
Lineage: Eukaryota; Metazoa; Chordata; Actinopteri; Pleuronectiformes; Scophthalmidae
Product: cilia- and flagella-associated protein 20-like
Exons: 6
Coding region: 107-772 (221 amino acids)
Biological process (GO): positive regulation of cell motility; cilium assembly; regulation of cilium beat frequency involved in ciliary motility
Cellular component (GO): motile cilium; ciliary basal body
Source: RefSeq, a predicted model, not a curated record